Messenger RNA from Lampris incognitus (smalleye Pacific opah), 1170 nucleotides. RefSeq names its product V-set and transmembrane domain-containing protein 2-like protein. The transcript is spliced from 4 exons. Lineage: Eukaryota; Metazoa; Chordata; Actinopteri; Lampriformes; Lampridae. The record is from RefSeq and is a predicted model, not a curated record. The coding region runs from base 195 to 1037 and encodes 280 amino acids.
AGCCGCGCUGCGUGUGCCGGGGAGAGUGCUGCAACUGUCGCUUCUCGUCUAACACGCACACCCGCGCGCGCGCACGCACACACACUCCCCCCCACCCCCAAAAAAACAAGUCACCUGGAUUUUACCUCCCGAACAUAACCCACCUGAUGUGAGAGAGGAAGCGGAAGAAAUACUGGAAUCGCGAGACAAAAGAGAUGGGCGCGUUCGGGGUGCUGCUGGGGACUUUACAUUACAUGGGACUCUACCUUCAAUUUAGCGCCUCCGCCAGGCAAGGUGGCCACGUCGAGAUGGAGAACCACGUUGCCGGGAACGCCGUGUUUACUGAGGUGCCUCAUGACAUGACUGCUCAGAGGGGUCAGGAUGUGGAGAUGGCGUGCUCGUUCAGAGGGGCGGGGACGCCAUCCUAUUCGCUGGAGAUCCAGUGGUGGUAUAUCAGAAACCACCACGACUGGACAGACCGACAGCCCUGGACAACCAAUGUGGUGGCACCUGAUGAAGAGAUGCCAAAGGAUGCUACUAAGAUAAGUGUGGUGAAGGUCGCCGGGAGCAACAUCUCCCAUAAGCUCCGCCUCUCCGCCGUCAAGCUGUCCGACGAGGGGACCUACGAGUGCCGCGUCAUCGACUUCAGCGAUGACGCGGGCGCCCGCCACCACCGCGUCAGAGCCUACCUGCAGGUGGUGCCAGAGAGCGGCGCUGGCAACGGUCACCGCAACAGCCAGGCCUCGCGCCGCAGCAGCAACGGCAACUUCGACGCCUCGGAGGACACCACCAAAAGAGAAGUCGGGGGCGGUGGGUUCAGCGGCAGGAACGACGCCGAACCGCACGGUGGCGCCAGCGACCUAAGGGGUCACGGGAGCGGCCACCUGCAGAGCCACGGGCACCACCAGGAACACGGCAAGCGGGCUUCGUCGCAAGCCCACCACGGCCACACUCCCAGCAGCCAGCAGCACCAGGCCGGCAGAGAGCUGAAGAAGAGGGAUGUGGACAGUAACUACAGCCCGAAUAACUGCCCCGACGAGCCCAGCUGUGGGCUCUAGGCGGUUAGAGCAGGGCUAUAGAUCACACAAGGAUUGCGUAACUCUUAUAUGAUGUAUGUGUCACUGCAUGAAAGGCCAUUAUUCCGCACAGUGCAGGCCUGCACCGUAGAAAUGUCGACUGAGCGGGAUGCAC